Molecule: messenger RNA, 654 nt
Organism: Penicillium verhagenii
Lineage: Eukaryota; Fungi; Ascomycota; Eurotiomycetes; Eurotiales; Aspergillaceae
Exons: 2
Coding region: 1-654 (217 amino acids)
Source: RefSeq, a predicted model, not a curated record
AUGUCCAAUUCCCGCACCCCAUCACCCACCAUCUCCACGGACUCUAUCGACCCCGUCUUCCUGGACGAAGAAGAAAAUGCAUUGGAAGAAGGAUCCGCCGACAACAUCGUCACCUCCACAGGAGCUGGCAAGGGCUACAGUGCCCUGAAAACCCACAACGACCAACUAUACUCAGGCAUGGCGAUUGGCGGCUCACAUACCUGGAACUACGAGCCAGGCAUAUGGAAGGAGACCAAAGAGGAGCCAGAUCUGUGGCGAAUCAAUUACCAGACAAGAAAAAGGCGAUCGAGGAAUGCGCCAACUGGAAGUGGCGCACCUGUUGGGACGGAGUAUCAUUGGUUCAUCGUGGGACAUCAGACACACCUGACAGGGUCCAAGUAUAAGCUGGCGCAUAAGUCUGUCUCGUCUGGGUCAUGGUCUAUACCGACAGUGCAGGGUCAGCGGGAGCGAGAACUUGAGUUAUUGGAUGAUGCGCAGCGGCGUGUUCGAGGGAAACCACCAGUGCUUGCGAGUGAAAGGUUUCGGUCAUCCCCGGUUGAGCAUGGGCAGCAGCGACUUGAUGACUUGUUCGGUAAGGUUAAGAGUCUGCCCAGUCCACCCAAAGAAAAUAGCAGCCCUGGGAGAACUAGAGCUAGUAAACGAAAGCGAAUUUAA